Molecule: messenger RNA, 1637 nt
Organism: Actinia tenebrosa (Australian red waratah sea anemone)
Lineage: Eukaryota; Metazoa; Cnidaria; Anthozoa; Actiniaria; Actiniidae
Product: visual system homeobox 2
Biological process (GO): regulation of transcription by RNA polymerase II
Cellular component (GO): nucleus
Molecular function (GO): DNA-binding transcription factor activity, RNA polymerase II-specific; sequence-specific double-stranded DNA binding
Source: RefSeq, a predicted model, not a curated record
AGUAUUUAAGCCAUARAAUAGAUGAACUAAGAUUCAUUACAUUGAACAACCUCGGUGGAAAAAGCCGUGUCCAUUCGCUACCAAAAAAGUGUAUCCAAGACGUUCAACAAUUCAGCUAUGGAUCGAGAUAUCGCAUUUUGUCUCUCUCUUUCCCGUGGUGAAAUUCUUCCUCCAGUAAAACGCUCAUCUCCAGUUCACUCGUUUGCAAUCCACGACAUCCUUGGGCUUGGAGAAAAAGACGCUAAAUCUAAACCCAGCUCAACUAUCCAAGAGAGCUUGUCCGAACGCUCAUAUUCGACUCUCGAAUCUAUCACAACACCGGAAAAAUUCACGGAUUUGAGAAAUGAUUCCAAACCUGAACAUAAUCUCUCGAUUGGAAGCCAUGAAAAAUUCAGCUCCAAGAAGACGAAAAAACGAAGACACCGGACAAUAUUCACAAACUAUCAGCUUGAAGAACUAGAAAAGGCAUUUAAAGACAGUCAUUACCCUGAUGUUUAUGCAAGAGAAAGUCUCUCGUUGAAGAUAGAUCUGCCAGAGGAUAGAAUCCAGGUUUGGUUUCAAAACCGUCGAGCGAAGUGGAGAAAGAAGGAGAAGUGUUGGGGACACAGUUCGAUCAUGGCAGAAUACGGCUUGUACGGUGCAAUGGUAAGGCACUCCUUACCCCUCCCCCCUCAUCUUACACCUAGCUCAGCACCAUGGCUUCUAGGAAUGCACAAGAAGGCAAAGCAACAAGGAGAUGGCUUAGAAAACGAGAAAGACGACCAAGAACAAGGAGACGAAAGCGAAGAAGAUCGAAGGUCACACAGCAUUGCGUCGCUAAGGAAACGGGCGAUGGAACACAUCAACAACAACAUCAACAGCAAUAAACAAGAACACGAGAUCACAGUAAAAUAUAUUAAGAAGGAACGGGAAGACGACACACCUUCCCCAGCCCUCUCAAUUGAGUAAAAAAUUGCUCCUAUUGUAUCCAUCAGAUAUGAUGCGCGCAUCAUUAGUCGCUUGACCGUAACUUGGGUUUUGAAAUUCCGCUCCAAAAGAAAAUUGUACACUACUCAUGUAAAUAUAACGAAAAACAACGAAAACUGCUGAAAACCCAUAAGAAAACAAACAUUUAGUUUGUAAAUGACAUUUAUAAUAAACAGGUUAUUUACAAGCAUUCGGGCUCCCUGUGGAUGGAGUGGAUGCAUAAAGACUGGUUCCAAAAACAUGAUAUGAUGAGGAAGAACUUCAAAGUUGGUUGCCUGGCAACAACGACGAAUGCCAAGGCAGCAUUUGUAGAUAAUGACAACAUAUUUGCAUGCUCACGUGACCUGCAUUGACUAAUUUAUUUAAAAAUGUGCACGUCGCAAACUGUUUCAAACGCAGUUAAAUUGCUUUAACUUCAAAUUUCUAGGGAUUCUUUUUCCCUAGCAAUUUUGUUUAGAACAUACUCGGYUACAAAAAAAUUUAAAUUUAGUGAAAGAUUGAUUGUAGAAACAACUGUACCGACUUAGUUCAGAAUAUUCGAAUGAAGAAAGACAUUUUUCGUGAAAAUUGUACAUUUAAAUCAACAAGUUAUUUAUAAAUCUACUGAACCAUGUAAAAAACACAUUGUAAUAAGCCCAAUGAUGAAUUAUUAAAAAUCUAUUCAUAAAGUA